Stegodyphus dumicola is the source of this 568-nucleotide messenger RNA. RefSeq lists its product as uncharacterized. The record is from RefSeq and is a predicted model, not a curated record. NCBI's taxonomy places the organism in Eukaryota, Metazoa, Arthropoda, Arachnida, Araneae, Eresidae.
UUCUAAUAUACAUAUUUUGUCUUUCUUGUGCAGCAGGUGGAAGACCAGAACAGGACUCUCCUUCAUCGGGACCAUUCGUAAAUCAGAAAUCAGUGGAUGCAUUAGUGGGGCAGGGCUCAUCAGCUCCAUUCGUAAAUGAACGUGCAGCAGGUAAAAGACCAGAACAGGUCCGUCGUUCAACGAGGCCAUCCGGAAAAUGGAACUCGGCAUUAGCGGGGCAGAGCUCAUCAACUCCAUCCUUAAAAAGACAUGCAGCUAGUGAAAGAACACAUGAACAGCUCUGUCCUUUAUCAGGACCAUCCAGAAAACUGAACUCAGUGUCUGCAUCAGUGAGGCAGAGCACAUCAGCUCAAUUCUUAAAAGUAGGUGGAAGACCAGAACAAGUCCGUUGUUCAAUGAGAUCAUCCAGAAAUCGGAACUCGGCAUUAGUGGGGCAGAGCUCAACAACUCCAUCCUUAAAAAAACGUGCAGGUCGCAAGGCAUUUGAAAAAUGUCAGUGAGAUGUACUUCAGUGGAAGAUCACUUUCAAUCCAUUCUCAUUGUUUCUACAUUUGGACCUGCUAAAAAU